UUUUGUGAAGAAAUAGUGUGUUAUAGUGAGAGACGGUUAGAGAAAAAAAGGAAAAAUUUUUUUUAAUUUUGUAGGGGUUCUUAGAUGACCUUGUAGGGGUUCUAGUUAAUUUAAAAAAAAAAAUAAAAAAAUUUUUGGGUGGGACUUUAAUGUCAUGCUGAGUUGUGAAGAAAUAGUGUGUUAAAAUGAGAGACGGUCAGAGAAAAAGAGAAAAAGUUUUUUAAUUUGUGGGGUUUCGAGCUUAAUGAAUUUUAAUAAUUUUUUGGCUGUUUUUAUUUAAUAUUUUUGAUGUUUAAUUUUUUAGAUAAACUAGAUAAAAAAAUUUAAAAAAAUGCAACAAUCUUCACUUAAUCUUUAUUUUUCAUCUCCGCGUGCUUCAACAAUUUCUGCUAAUGCUUUAAACGAAAAUAAAUUGCGUCGAGCAAAAUCAACGCCUAGAGGGAACAGAAAGGUGUCCUCAAUGCUUAAAUCUAUUGAAAAUGCGAAACAAACAAUUCUGGAUGUUGGGCAAAAGAGGAUUGGAAUGGAGCAUUGUGUUAAGUGUGGAAUGGUAUACAGCUUAGAAACUCCAUCAGAUGUCAAACAACACGAACGCUUCCAUAAUCGAUUUACUGAAACUGCAAAUUUUAGAGUUUCACAGACUCAAAUUGAACAGUGGAAGAGCGUGCUUCAAUAUGAAAACGUGGAGUCGCCACUUCCUGGUAUUCUAUUUGGUGUGCGAUCAACUUCCACGGCUACGCUUAAACGAAAAUUGGAGACAAUAAUUACCAAUUUUGUAAACACUGAAAUUGGUUAUGCACCAGAUUUACCAGUCUGGGAUGCUCACGGAAAGCGUAAAGGUUUUGUUUUUGUAAGCAAUUCAAAGCCGCCGUUUGUUGGAGGUUUGUUGCUUGUUGAUCCGGUUACCGAAGUUAUUUUGAUGCCUGAAGGGAAGCGUUUCAAAUCAAUCAAAAUCGGUUCAAUCCUCGGCGUUGACAGAAUUUGGGUUCAUUCUCAUUUAAGAAGGAAGGGACUUGCUACGUGGCUUUUGGACACGGCUAGACGCCUUCUAUCUCCUAAAGAUGGUGACUUACUUAGGAAAUCGAGAGUGGCUUUUGGCGAUCCAAAUGAGUUGUGUGUUAAAUUGGCGAUUAAUUAUGUUGAAGAAAACAAAGGUUUUUUAAAAAAUUUUAUUUUAUUCUCUCCGUAUUUCUAG
Meloidogyne enterolobii is the source of this 1195-nucleotide messenger RNA. NCBI's taxonomy places the organism in Eukaryota, Metazoa, Nematoda, Chromadorea, Rhabditida, Meloidogynidae. The record is from the annotation of a GenBank genome assembly.